AUGCGACGACAAUCGCCCGCAGAGGAUAUCUUACAUCAAUAUUUCAUAUCAUCAUACUUUCGCACUUCGCUCGGGUUCCCUCAACUAAAAAAGAAAUUCCGACGUCAAGAGAAGUCGAAAACAUUUUCAUCCCCUACACCACUGACAUAUGCCGCUUCAGACGCAAAGGCAGCCUCGCGAAAUCUAUCGCUAAUGAACGCGAAACAAACUGACGGAAACAAUGCACAAAAUGUCUUUCUAACAAAUGCCUUUUCGCCCUCAAUAUCGCUUGACAAUAUUCAAGAAAACAAAGAGGAACCACCAAACAAUGUCAAAGGAUUCCACUUCAUACGACGAUCCGAGACAAAUGACCUAGCGCUUCAAACACCUAAUACAAAUUGUCGUAAUAACAAAGCAUAUCAUAUAAGUGAAGUAAUGUAUUACAACAGAAGCAUGCGCGAAGACGCUAAUGACCUCCGUAAGAAAGACUCUAAAUCAUUUGGGGCCGAUUCUCAUUCCAAAGGUUCGCAACCACCUGGCCCUGUGCCGACUAUUGUCGUACAGCGUGCCUCUCUUACAGAAUCAUUACACUCGUUAUCGUCCUAUAAUUUAUCUACACCCAACAAGGCACGCAAUGGAGAGAAUUACGGUGUGAUUGAGAAUAAGGUUAUGAAUGCUGAUGAUGCCCAAAACCUUCCGAGCGAAGGCUCAAAGGUACAGCAUUCAACGACAGACUCUAGUCAUGCUAAUCAAGAAGGGGAAAGUUCUACCGCGUCUAAUGUCAUACCUAAUGCUUCCGCAAUGGAUUUCCCAUAUCUCGCAUAUCCGAUCUUGGAUAAUGGUCGUCAGACAUUAGAUAAACCAUCCUCCACUGAUAAUUCCAUGCAUGGUCAAGCUGCUCCUGAUGUCGAUGAGGCCAAAUACACUUUCUUAUCAUCUUUAUUCAACGAUUCUGGCUCAGAUGACCUUGCGCUAACAAUGCCAUCUUCCAAUUCAAACACGACCCAACCGGCAAAUACCCACAUAGACAAUCAACUGGUAAACAAAUCUUCUAAUGGUCCAUAUGACACCCAAUAUUAUUCACAUACCGGGAAUUCUGUCACGCAAAGAGAUUUAUCGGAAGAGAGCUCGGAAAUUAACACGCUUGAAGAUAUUGCCAUUAAGAAUGCCGCAUUCGAUAACGAUGAUGAUAACGACAGUGAAGCACCUACAUCCGCUGCACCCAUAAUACAGUAUCAGCUAACAACUUAUUCAGUUACGUCCGUAUCGAGGAACGAUAACGUUACAGACAAGAAUGCAAACAACGCUAAUGUCAAUGCCUAUGAAACCAAGGGUAGCGAUAUCAGCCGUGAUAAUGACAACAAUAACGCGUAUCCAGGAUCUUCGAAUACCCGACUCUAUGAGCCAAUCGAACAAAGUGACGAGACGCCUGCGAAACCCCGGCCUCCUCCAAUGUCAUUGACUGACAUAUUGAUCGCAACCGGUCAAAUGGAUGUCGCUAACCAAGCCCUUGCCGUUCGCAGAGCUAAUGCAUUUCCAGAACCAGAAUCGCCCAAAUCGCCAACACGAAAAUUUGGGUUCAACAAAUUUAGAAGGACGCCCAAAAUCUCAGGACCAGUACUUGUUUCGAGUACUUCAAAUAUCAAAACGGUUCCCAUCGUGCACCUAAAUCCAAACGAAAACCUAAAGAUCUUCAAUAAACUUCAAAUUGAUGCUGCCGGAAUAUCCAAAUCCAUGAAAAAGUUUAAAGUAUUCGCACAAGAUGAGCCUAAUCGCACCAUGAACAUCUCGGAACCGGAAGUGUUAAUGACACCGUCUCUGUGUAAGUACUUUUCGGAAGAAACUCUCAGACGACGAUUUCAUAUCGAUCCCACACAGUCAAUUCAUGGAGUGGAGCCGGCAAGUGAAAACUCGCAAGGGCAAUUUGUAAAAAGCUUUGCUGCAGCUACUGCGACUGAACACGGGAAGCCUAGAUUACAUGACAAACAGUUACCAGACAUACCUCAAGCAUAUAGUGACGCGAUACCACAGAGUACGAAUCCCGUCGAACCUUUAUAUAACAUCAACGCCAUCAAGCGUCACACAGAAGGUGUUAAGAGAUUCGCGUCGGUUCCCAAAAAAGAGACAGUAUGGAACCUUAACUCAUCAGAGAAUACCAAUCCGAUAGAAGACGAACAAUCAAUAACCGGUCGGGAUUAUGCGCUUCGUACUCCCCCCCCUACACCCGUUAGCCCAAGUUUUGCAAUAGCUAACGAGGCAACUUUCGGGCGCGCGUCUACCGAAAAGAGCGAAAGGGAUGGCGCUCACCGUCGGAAAGCCGAAUCAACCGUCGCCGCAAAGAUCUUUUCUGCGCUUAACAACUUUACUGAUCGAAAUGCCACAGCUAAAUACGAACCUGACUUUUCGGAUAAAGCAGAUCGUCACGUAAAAGACAAACGGGAGCAUGGCGCCAAUGCCAGUAAGGAUGGUAAGAGACGUAGACGGUCUUUUGUCAAGAAUACCAUAAUUGUCACGCAACGUCCGGACGAUACGCAAGCAUCAUCUGGAACGACGCAACCAGAUUUUAGCGAUGGUAAUGCAAAUGACAAUAACAGAGCCACUAUUGGCGCUCAAGGCCGUAAAUGGCUCCUGGCACAAUGCGUGACUAGAAAUGCUCCUACUGAGAGUACAAACCAAGGAGCAAUAAACACUGCAGAGAACGCAAGCAAUGAUCAAGGCCCGAAUUCUUUAGAUGACCAUCAAUUGAGGUCUAGUCCAGAUAGUUUUUAUGCAGAAAGUUUGUACGACUUGUAUCAGUAUUCUGAAGAUUCCGCUGGAAUUUCUUCAGCGUCGCUGCAAGACCAAGAUAAAAACAAAGGUCAAGAUGACGAAACUAAUGAUAUCUGGAGAGUUGUUAACGGUCUUCGUUUGAGUUCACACGUUUCUCAAGGCAAUCGUAAUGUUUACCAGAAGGAUGCUGCUGGUGUCGAGAGCGAUGCGUAUUAUAUGGCCAAGAAAGAUGGAGAUGCCGCUAGUUUUUAUCGCAAUGACCCAUCUGGAUCUUACCGCUCUACAUUUACUCCACCACCGCUUAGACCUGUUGUCAAGCCGCAUUCACCUGCCUCUAAUAAAAUGUCAAGCGAUUAUUUUCUACCCAAACUUGGAACUAUUUAUGGAUCGGCAGCAGCACGAAUUUAG
Molecule: messenger RNA, 3156 nt
Organism: Paraglomus brasilianum
Lineage: Eukaryota; Fungi; Glomeromycota; Glomeromycetes; Paraglomerales; Paraglomeraceae
Source: the annotation of a GenBank genome assembly